Peromyscus maniculatus bairdii (prairie deer mouse) is the source of this 2575-nucleotide messenger RNA. Lineage: Eukaryota; Metazoa; Chordata; Mammalia; Rodentia; Cricetidae. The record is from RefSeq and is a predicted model, not a curated record.
AGAGUCAGAAGCUCCCUGAAGACAGAAGGAGCUUUACUUUUGCAUUCAGAAGCUGAAAGAAGACUGUAGAGCUAUCACAUGGAAACAGGAACGGGCUAGCUAGUAAACGUUGACCUCGUUUGGGUCCAGGGAAGCAAGGAGAUUAGGAAUCAAUGGUCAGGGGCAGUCAGGUUCAGGAAUCAACAGGAUGCUGUGGAAACGGGGUCCUUGGAGGAUGACAAAAACCACAGCUAGAACCAAUACUGACCUCAGAACUCCAUCAACUCACCACAAAGUAGGACGUGACUGUGCCACAGGAAAAAAGCGGACAUUAAAAGUAGUUGAAGAAUUUGGGAAGAUGAACCCUGAAGAGUCUUCCAAAUCACAACCAUCCAAUACACAUAUACGCCCUGGGGUUUACUUUGCCACUGGACUCCAGGAAGAAGAGAAGGCAGCUGUGAACAAACGUAGCCCCAAGGUGUUGGAGGCUCUGCAAAAGCUGAACAUCCAGGCUGAGCAGGCUCCAGUCAUUGCUGUCCUAGGCUCUGGUGGGGGGCUGCGGGCCCACAUCGCUUGUCUUGGGGUACUGAGUGAAAUGAAAGAACUUGGCCUGUUGGAUGCUGUCACAUACCUCGCAGGGGUCUCCGGGUCCACUUGGGCAUUGUCUUCAUUCUACAUCAACAAUGGGAAUAUGGAAGGGAUGGAAGAGGAGCUGAAACAUCGAUAUGAGGACAAUAGGUGGCACUUUGGAGAGAGCCUGAAGAAAGCCAUACAGGCAGCAAGGAGGGAGAAUUACUCCAUGACUGAUUUUUGGGCCUAUUUUGUUGUUUCUAGGCAAACCAGAGAGCUGCAGGACUCGAAUUUGUCCAGCAUAAAGAAACAAGUGGAAGAAGGCCUGCUGCCUUACCCAAUCUUUGCAGCCAUCGAUGGUGACCUUCAGCCUGACUGGAAGAAGAGAAAAACUCAGAAGUCCUGGUUUGAAUUCACCCCUCACCAUGCUGGCUACCCUGCACUUGGGGCUUUCGUUCCCAUCACACAGUUUGGAAGCAGAUUUGAGAAUGGAACACUGGUUAUACCUGAGCCCGAGAGAGACUUGACUUACCUGAGAGGUUUAUGGGGAAGUGCUCUAGCUGAUAUUGAAGAAAUUAAGAAAUAUAUUUGGGACAUGUUAAGGGAUCUGAGAGGAAAACUGAAGCAGAAAGAGGCUAAAGCAGCGACAUGCAUGGAAUCUCCAGAAGUGCAGGUGGAUGAGGCGCUCUUGGAUUUAAUGAUGGCUUAUGUCAAAGAUCAGAAUGACCCCAGCAUCAAGGAUAAGCUCCGGGCCCUGCAGCAGGUUCUGAGUGCUGAGAGAGCAGAUGAGUUUGGCGAACAGAGAUACAUCUGGCUGGAUGAGAUUGUCCAGAAUUGGGAUGAGAUCUCUCCCAAGGAGAAGGAGCAGUUUCUGGAAUAUCUGUUGUACUGCUUCAUGAGGCCACGAGAGCUUCAUGAGGGCGCCAAGUCCAACUCGAUGAACCGGAUUGAGGGUUUAAUCCAGGAUGUUUUUACUUUUCUGAGUAAAACUGGAAUUUGUUGUUGGAGGUGGGAGUGGGGAACUGUCUACAACUUCCUCUACAAACACGGUAACAUCACAGAUGAGGCCAUACAGAGCCGGGAGUUUCUGCAUCUGGUGGACGCUGGUUUAGCCAUCAACACUCCCUACCCGCUUGUUCUGCCUCCAGCUCGUGGAGCUCACCUCAUCCUCUCGUUUGACUUCAGUGCUGGGGACCCGCUAGAGACCAUCAGGGCCACAGCAGACUACUGCCGAUGCCAUGCAAUCCCCUUUCCUGAAGUGAGGGAGGAUCAGCUGAAGGAAUGGGCCAAAGCCCCAGAGAGCUGCUACAUCCUCAGAGGGGAGACUGGGCCUGUUGUCAUGCAUUUUACUCUGUUCAACAUAAGCAACUGUGGAGAUGACAUUGAGACGUGGAGAAAGAAAUAUGACACAAUGAAACUCUCUGACUCCUACACACCAGAUCUGGUGAAAGAUUUGCUGAGAGUGUCUAAGGAAAAUGUCCAGAUGAACAAGGAUAAUAUCCUCAAUGAGAUGAGGAAAAUAGCUGUGAAACCUGUCAACUUCCCAGGGGUGACCAAGGAGGACUGCUGGGGAGACACAGUGCAGCAUGCCCAAAGCUCUCGAUACUACUUGCAGAGUGGGCAUGUACUAGUGGACCCACCACCUCUGCUGUCUCCAGAGUCCACCAUCAACUGUUCCUUUGUGAAGAAGAGCUCCAGCUUCCAGGGCACUGUGGGCAUACUGGUCUACCAGGGCCCAAGUGUUCACUUGGCAUUGCUGUUCUCUGUUCCCUUCAACUAUGCCCUUCACAGAAUUGAGUUUGCCUUAGCCAUCAUGACUGAGCCAGUCUCCAGAGACCUGGAGAGGGUCUUUGAUGACAUCAUUCAGGGCAAAGGGUCUCCGGAGCUAAAGGCAGCAAAGUGUGAUCUUCAGAUUCCUCAUGGGACCCUGAAGCUGGAACACGAUUCCUUGAUCAUCAGAGCCACAAUGUCCAACAUCCAUGUGGCUAAACUGGAUGUAGUGGUUGAGACCAAAAAAGCUCCUUAA